Molecule: messenger RNA, 2276 nt
Organism: Episyrphus balteatus (marmalade hoverfly)
Lineage: Eukaryota; Metazoa; Arthropoda; Insecta; Diptera; Syrphidae
Product: CLIP domain-containing serine protease B8
Exons: 6
Coding region: 799-2178 (459 amino acids)
Biological process (GO): proteolysis
Molecular function (GO): serine-type endopeptidase activity
Source: RefSeq, a predicted model, not a curated record
CUCCUCUAAGCCCCAACCCCAACAAACUGUCAGUCUGGCAUGUAAAUCGCGAGUAGCUGGACGGAACUCCAAUUCGAGAGUGAUCACUUCCAGCUGUUAGUUGCAGUUGGUCUAUGACAACGAACGAUCCCGGAGUGUGCAACGCAGUCUCGCAACUAUAGAGUCUCGUAACUUGCGUGUGCAUCUUUUUGAAUUUGUUGCAAAAUAUCUCUAAUAUCGGUUAGAUAAACGAUAUACCGAAGUCGUAUGUUAGUCUCCGUCGUCAUUGUCGUCGUCUACUUUUUCGUAGCGAUCAACGAACGCGUGUCUUGAGGCGAGAAGGUAUUUUCAAUAUGGAAACAUUUGAAUUUCUUACAUUUUUUUCUCAAGACAUAAAUCGGUGGUGAUAAAAAUUCCUAUAAAAAAGUUUUUUUCUUAAAUAAAAACAAAAAAUACGUAAACAAUCCAUUCAUUGUGCAAACAAUAAAGAAAGUAAAAUGACAUUGCACACAAGGUACAAUACAAUAGAAUGACACAAAAAAAGUGACGGAAAAACUAGCAGUUAAAGUGCUUGUAAUUACUACCGAAGAAGAUCCAUGAAAAAGAGCUUAAUAGAAACGAAAAAAAAAAAUUGAUUCAACAAUACAAAAAAGUGUGCAUAAUAGUUGGUCUUUGGUAACGUUUUUUUUUCUCCCAAGACCUUUCAAAAAACAAAAGAAAACACAAAAAAAAAAAAAACAAAAGAACAUCAAAAAAGCACAAACAAACUGUAAACAACAAAAAUAAAAACAAUGCUCAUUACACCGGCUAUGUACGAAAAUGAUUUACUCGUACUUUCUGCCUCUGACUAUAUUUGCAUGCAUACAUUCAACAACUGGCGUACAAUCUUUUCAGCAUUUAUCAAUGGCAGAGAAGCGAAAGUUUUCCAAUCAGGAUAAAUAUCAGACUCCUGAAAUCAUCGUUUCAGAUUGUGGUUCCCGGCCAGCUCGUCGACAACCCCGUUCAACCACCUACAACAACAACAACAAAGCCAAUCAAUUCUUCUACAAUGACCGUAUCCCAAAAAUCAUUGCCGGCUCUCCAACCAAAGAAGGCCAAUUUCCAUGGCAAGUAUCCCUCGAAUUACUCCAUCCAUCAAUGGGAUUCCUCGGCCAUUGGUGUGGUGGCGUACUAAUUCAUCAAUAUUGGAUUCUAUCGGCUGCACAUUGUGUACACAACGAUCUUUUCAAUUUGCCAUUGCCACCAUUAUGGACAGUGGUUCUGGGCGAAUAUAAUCGUGUUGUUGAAUCUGGCUACGAACAACGCAUACCAGUGGAAAAAAUCGUCCUCCACAAAAGCUAUCACAACUUUUUGCACGACCUUGUUCUCAUGAAACUCUCUGUACCUGCUGACUUGACCAAAAAGUCCAAUAUACGUCGCAUUUGCUUGCCUUUUAUAUUCGAUGAAAAUGUUCAAUCUAGCUUGGAGACAUCAUCGUCGUCGUCGCUUGAGGACCACGAUAAUGUUGACACCUGGAACACACUCGACAAAAUGGAUAACUUUUUGCGAAGUGUACAAACACGUCGUCAGCCUAAUAUAACUUUGCCCAGCAUGAAGGAGCUGCUGACAACAAAAAUUAUGAGCCGUCUAAGGAUUAGUAAUCAACAACAACGUGAACGCACUGGAAGGAUGCUCAAUCCACCAUCGAGGAGGCGCAAUGACAAAUUCAUGCGGGGCCACUUUGACGAUUACACCGAUUAUACUGAAACUGGCGGGGGGCCAAUGUCCUCCCAUGACAAUGAUGAAUCGGAACCAAAGCAUCCACCCCCACCGCAUCUGAUGGACGAGUAUAGAGAACUGCCGUUCAUUGAUUGCGUUGCCACAGGAUGGGGCAAAUCGAACAUUACUGGCGACUUAACGGAUAUACUCCUGAAGACAAAUGUACCGCUACAUCAUAACGGCAGAUGUAAGGACGCCUAUGGCAGUUUUGUGAAAAUUCACAGAGGACACUUGUGCGCUGGGAAACUGAACGGCAAGGGUGGGACGUGUGUGGGUGACUCUGGAGGACCACUCCAAUGUCGAGUCACAAAAAAUGGUCCCUGGAUUUUAGCUGGAAUAACGUCCUUUGGGUCGGGAUGUGCCCUCGAAGGAUUUCCCGACGUCUACACAAGGACUUCGUACUACAUGAAGUGGAUAAGUGAUACAAUACAAUCGGAAUAAGAUUUUUAUAUUUUUAUUUAUUUAUUUUUGUUAUAUUUUGUUAUUUAAUUUAUUUAUUUAUAUAUUUCUUAUUUAUUUUUAUAAAAGUACAAAUAUUA